Bolinopsis microptera is the source of this 2997-nucleotide messenger RNA. RefSeq names its product SRR1-like protein. The coding region runs from base 12 to 758 and encodes 248 amino acids. The record is from RefSeq and is a predicted model, not a curated record. Lineage: Eukaryota; Metazoa; Ctenophora; Tentaculata; Lobata; Bolinopsidae. Gene Ontology annotation, cellular component: nucleus; cytoplasm. Gene Ontology annotation, biological process: microtubule-based process. The transcript has 5 exons.
AUACAGAGAGAAUGGAAACUGAUGGAUUUGUAUUGGUUAAACCUUCAAGAAAACGCAGAAUCAAAUCAAAGAAGUGUCCAGUGUUACCAGUAAAUAAUGUUGAUGAUGAGUGGGAUCAUCCUCUGGAUCUUACUAGUGUUAUAAAACAGGUCUUUACUGAGGACUCUGUAUUCUGUGAUAAGAUCAGUGAAGUGAUAUCAAGUCAAGAUAUUGAACAGAUAGUAUGCUAUGGUAUAGGAAGACUAAGUACCUGCAAGCUGGCUCAGUUUCAGUUUGCUGUUUUAGUAAACGUUCUACAAAAAUCUCCCCAAAUUCAAAAGUGUCUGGUAUUUGACCCAGUACUAUCACAGUCAGAGAGAACCUUCAUUACUCAAUACAUGGAGGUUUUAUCAGAAAACGACAUGUGUGGCAGACGAGUUGUGUGUAAUACACUCUUUUAUAUGAUACACAGUAGUAAAAGGAUGUACGAUAACGUUUUGAAAAGUAACUGGGAUCAGUUAAAGUACUGUACGCUAAUUGGUAAUUCGUUCCAGUCUUAUCUGCUUCACUCCACUACGUCUUCAUUGGUAAAACAGGUUCCCCAUAUUUACACAUGCACAGAACAUACCAAAGAAGACGAGUUACCCAAGUUCGUGAGCCAUCAUAACGUUUUCAACAAUACUGUAAUCAUAGAGUUCUUAUCUUCGGCUGAUACUGAUUCUGUUUUUGUGAACACUCUUCCUGCUGAUAUCUCUGAGGAUGGCUUAGAGAUACAGUGAAACACAGAUUACUUAGUAAAACACUAAACCCCUGACCAACUAAUCUUUAAUUUGUUAUAAGUUAAUUUGUUGGCUAGCCUAUAACACGGCCAUUCCGGCUCUCAAAUGAUUGUUUUGUGAAGUUGGCAUGAUAUGAAGAAGAAAUUUUGUGUGUUAUUCGUCUCAUUCCUUCUUUAUGUAUGAAAUUAAUCCUGAAAUUUAUCUGAUAGGAAUUCAUUUUAAGGUCAUGUCAGGUAAUUUUAUUCCUAAAAAGAAGUAUCAAUUACAAUAAUUAUAGAUAUUAUCAAGCAUAAUGAUUAAUGACAAUUACCACUGAAUUUAAAGUAUUUUUAGUCUUACCCUAGCCUGUAGUUUACAGUAACAAUUACCAUGGUAAUCUACCCUACCCACCUAUUUUUAUUGUAGGUCGAUGGUGAUGGCCAGAUUGGACGAGAUCUCAUAUUUUGGCCUGAUUCUGACUUAAUGCACCAUGGGUUCAGCUUACAGUAAAAAAUCAUUAGAUAACAUCAGUGUUAGUGAAGAAUGUUUCAAAUUAGAGAAAGAACUCAACAUUGCAAAGAGAAUUUUCGGAGUCGAACAUGAAAAGAUCCUUAGCAGGGUGUAUGUUACCCACGUUGCUCUUUACAAAACCCCAAUAGAAGGCAUACGCAGAAGUUCGACUGCCUUUGUAGUUCUCAAGACAAAUUUUGGAUUAUGCCUAUCUCUGGAAAAGCAACAGGACGGUAUUUUCAUAGGGACGACAUCAACUCCACAAAAACUUCCAGUUGACCUUUUGGUUGAAAACAGUUCGAGCUGUCCUUUCCGUUGCUUGAUAGACUGUUUGAAGGACAUUAUGAAUACUUCCAGUGUUACCAAUUAUAAUGAUUGCCAAGGCUUUGCGAAAAGAAUAUUUAAUAAGAUAUGCCAAGAAGGCUUUUUCAAAGUGACUCCACAACUGAAUGUGGCCAGGACAGUUUUUGGCUAUGAUCAUGAAAGAAUUGUUAACACCACGACUAUUACUCAAGUUGCUGUUUACAAAACUCUGCUACCUUCCAAUUCUUGUAUAAGAAACAAACUUGCGAGACGGUAUAAGUGGAUUACCGUCAAUAGUCAUGCAUUUGUGGUUAUGAAGACAAGUUCUGGUGUAUGCAUAUCUCUCGGAAAGCAGCACGACGGUAUUUACAUUGCGAAAAGCAACAUGUUCGAUAAUGUAGUUAAUGGCAUGGAAUCAUAUCCUCAGAAGCGUACAGUUGACCUUGAGAUUGAAGACCGCUCAAACUAUCGUUUUGGUCACUUUAUAGUCUUGCUGAAAGAAAUUCAAAAAGAUUGCAACGAUAAAAGUGUAAAAGAUAAAAACUACCAAGACUUCUCAAAGAGAAUUUUUGAUAAGAUUGCUGCCACAAAAACAUGGUACUACACUAUACCUCAAGCGCCUCUGUAUGUAUCAUGCUUUAUCUUCCCACUCUUUAUCGAUAUAGUCCAUCGGUUAUGUGAGUAUAUGCCCAUGGGAACUUUGUUGCUGUGUGGUGGUGUGUUCUUAUUUUGCUUAGUUGAUUAUAUAUUUGCCAAAUUUUCAAAACACAACGCUACUAACUAAUUCAUAAAGUAUAUAGUAAUAUUAGUUACUUGCUCUAUCAAACGCAAGACUUCUUAAAAUAUGAUAUAGAUUAUUGACAACAUAUUUCUUUUGUUAAAUGCUUAGAUCUCACUGUAUUUAAAUGAGACUAUGAAAGAUACUAGUUUCAAGAGGCGUUUUCUUAUUUAAAGAUGUAUUUAAACUUUACAAGUUUGAAUUUAAUUUUAUGCUAAGGUUUUAAUGAUCUUAUCAUACAAUAUUUUUAGUUGACUGUAAAUUUAAUUGAUUUAGGAGUUAUAUUUUUUAUAUGAUUCUAUACGACCCAAUUUUAUAAAAUGACAUUAAUUUUUGUUUUUAUUAGGUUAUAUAAUAUUUUUUGUAAAUUUUGAUUUAUGGGCAAAUGUUUUUAAAUUGUAACAUACUGCUGCAAUGAAGUUGUUCCCUUUUUAAAAUUAUUCUAUUGGAAUUAAGUUUUUACCUUUUUAGAACGAUAUCACUGGAAUGAACUUUUUACCUUGCUUGAAAAAAAAUAUUACAAUGAACUGUUUGUCUUUUUAACCAAACCACUUACUUACUUGGGUUACUUGGGUUGGGUUCCGAGCUAGAGUGCUGGAAUGACGUUUAUACUUUUAAUACCAUACCGUACCUGUAUACCUACUAUUAGAAUACAUUUUUUAAAAUCAU